AUUGACGUUCUCUGUCAGAAUCCAGGAAGUGGGUCGGUGGCCGUUGUUUGUGUUCCUCGCUCAAGAUCUCGGUGCCUGUUUCUUUUCUCGUUUAAAGCGUCCACGGGCCGAAAUGGCAACGUUUAUUUCAGUCCCGUUGAAAAAGUCCUCCGAGGUUGAUCUGGUGAAGCCGCUGUCGAAGUUUGUUACAGCCUCGUAUCCAGCGGGGGACGAGCAGUCAGAGUACCUUCGAGCCGUGGAGGAGUUGAACAAGCUCCGCAAGAGCGCGCUGGGAAGGCCGCUCGACAAACACGAGAGCUCCCUGGAAAUCUUACUGAGAUACUACGAUCAACUGUGUUCUAUUGAGCCCAAGUUUCCCUUCUGUGAAAACCAGCUCUGCCUAACUUUUACAUGGAAGGAUGCCUUUGAUAAAGGAUCUCUGUUCGGUGGCUCCGUCAAGCUCUCACUGGCCAGUCUGGGUUAUGAGAAGACAUGCGUGUUGUUCAACUGUGCAGCUCUGGCCAGUCAGAUCGCCACAGAGCAGAACAUCGACAACGACGAGUGUCUCAAAGCUGCCGCUAAAUACUAUCAGUUGGCCAGUGGAGCGUUUAGUCACAUCAAGGACACAGUGCUGUCUGCGCUGAGCAGAGAGCCGACCAUGGACAUCUGUCCUGAGACCGUAGGAACUCUGAGCACCAUCAUGCUGGCCCAAGCCCAGGAGGUUUUCUUCCUCAAAGCCACUUCAGACCGGAUGAAAGAUGCUGUGAUUGCAAAGUUGGCCAAUCAGGCCGCAGAUUUUUACGGCGAAGCCUUCAAGCAGUGUCAAUACAAAGACAACCUUCCAAAGUAUUUUUAUUUUCAGGAAGUGCUGCCUGUGCUGGCAGCCAAGCACUGCAUCAUGCAGGCCAACGCCGAGCUGCAUCAGAGCAUCCUUGCCAAGCAGAAGAAGCGUUUUGGGGAGGAAAUUGCUCGUCUGCAGCACGCAGCAGAGCUGGUGAAGACCGUCGCAUCUCGCUACGAUGAAUACGUGAGCGUGAAGGACUUGACUGACAAGAUCAACCGAGCGCUCACUGCCGCCAAGAAAGACAACGACUUCAUCUACCAUGACCGCGUUCCCGAAGUCAAAGACCUGGAGCACAUCGGCAAGGCAGCGCUGGUCAAAGCUACUGCUAUCACACCUCCACUCAGCCAGAAAUUCACAGAUCUAUUUGAGAAGAUGGUUCCCAUGGCCGUUCAGCAAUCCAUGGGCAUCUACGGUCAGAGGAAGGCCGACACUGUGAACAGACUGGUGGGAACGAUGAGGGAGGCCACCAAUCUCUGCAACGGGGUGUUGGCCUCUCUGAACCUGCCUGCUGCCCUGGAGGAUCUGUCUGGAGACUCUAUCCCACAAUCCAUCGCUGAGAAGUCCAGAUCAAUCGUGGGGCAAGGAGGACUGCAGAACAUCGAGAAGCUCAUCAGAGACCUGCCUGAGCUGCUGACUCGCAACAGAGAGAUCCUGGACGAGUCUUUGAAAAUGCUGGACGAUGAGGAGACAACAGACAACGAGCUGAGAAGCAAGUUCAACCAGCGCUGGAACAGAACCCCGUCUGGAGAUCUGUACAAGCCGCUUCGUGCAGAGGGCACCAACUUCCGCAACGUCCUGGACAAGGCAGUGCAGGCCGACCAGGUGGUAAGGGACCGCUACAACGCCCAGUGCGACAUGAUCGCCCUGCUGUGUAAACCCGAGAACGAGCUCAACGCCGCCAUCCCCUCGGCCAACCCCACCAGGACUCUGCAGGGCAGCGAGGUUGUGAACGUGCUGCGCUCCCUGCUGGCCCAGCUGGACGAGGUGAAAAAAGAGAGGGAGACGCUGGAGGGGGAAAUCAAAGCCGUGACGUUCGAUAUGUCGACCGCCUUCCUGAAGGCGCUCGCCCAGGACGGAGCCAUAAACGAGGAGCAGCUGUCGCUCUCCCAGCUCGACCAGUCGUAUGGGAGCUACAACCACAAAGUGUCGGCCAGCCUCUCCAAGCAGGAAGAGCUGCUGGGGCAAGUUCAGACGGCCCACCAGGAGUUCAGCAGCCUGAAGCAGUCCAACAACGAGGCCAACCAGAGGGAGGAGGUCCUGAAGAAACUGGCUUCCGCACACGACAGCUACGUCGAGAUCUGCAACAACCUGCGCGAAGGCACCAAGUUCUACAACGACUUGACAGAAAUCCUGCUCAAGUUCCAGAACAAAUGCAGCGACAUCGUUUUCGCUCGCAAGACAGAGCGCGAUGAGCUGCUCAAGGAGUUGCAGCAGAGCAUCGCCCGAGAGCCCAGUGCUCCAUCCUUCAACGUCCCCGCCUACCAGUCCACCCCGGCAGCCCCAGCUCUCGCCCCGGGUCCGACCCCUGCUCCCAGAACCGUCUUUGCCCAGCAACCUCAGCAAGUCCAGCAGCAGCCCCAGCAAAAACCUCAGCCUCCCUCUAGGCCACCUCCACCCAGCUUCACUCCUCAGGCAGCCUCCGCCACCCUCGCUGCCCCAACACCCACUGGGCCUCCUACCAGUAACCCUCCACCUGCAGCACCUCCCUCACAGGCACAAGGACCACCUUAUCCCACCUACCAAGGCUACCAAGGAUUCUACCAGAUGCCUAUGGGCUACAACCCCUACGCUUACGGCCAGUACAACAUGCCCUACAUGCCCUACCAGGCCGCCCCGGGGCAGGGCGGAUUCCCCGGAGCGCCCCCUGCAGGACAGCCCUACCCUGGCUACCCACAGCAGCCCCCCCAGCAGCAGCCCUACUACCCCCAACAAUAACUCUGCUCUUCAUCCCCCUCAUUCAUCUUCUCACAUGUUAACACCAAAUAAAAAAUAUCCUCAGCAAUAACACUUCAUUUCAAUCAUCCCCUCUUCAUCUUAAACUUUAGUUUGUUUUUUCUCACCAACAGCAGCUGCAGGACAGGGGACCUCAGAGCUGCUUUGCACUUUUUUCCAAAUAAAAUGAUUAACUUCAGUAAUUUCAAAUCCCCUUUUAAUUUAAUUUUGCCUUUCCUUUUUUUUUCAGUCUUUGAACAGCACUUUUUCUAAACUAGUCCGUCUUUCUCCACUCCACUAAUCCCAGCCACUUUCCUCCUGAGGUUUUCUUCUGUUGUCUUUUCUAGCGGUUUAGUUGAUUAAUUUAAACUCUAACUUGUUCCCGCCGAUACUGACUCCUUGAAUGAGCUGGACUGCUGUACAAACACUCAUGGACGAAUCUCUGAUAGGCUCCUGGUUUGGAGGGUUGUCUUUAUUGUCUGGGUGAGUGGUCAUUUCAAGUCACUCCCUCGCUCAGUUAAUCAAACUUCACUGCUUCUCUAUCAACUAUAAUCCUAUUUUUGUAAUGAAUACUGAUGCCUCACUCAUGUAUAAAAGCAGAUGGCCCUGAAGGUUUUUCUACUGUAGGUGAUGACGGAUGACCUUUCUGUUUAUUUUCUUUUGCCCAGGGAAUGUGGGUUUAUUUCUGUGUUACAAUCAGAGGCUGUACAAGUGGGAGAGAUGAUGAUUAUUAUAUAAAUAUAUGUAUAAAUAAAACUCUGUAUGUGGUUAACUAAAAAUAUCUGUGUGCUGCCCUCUCAUCCUAUGUUUUUAUUUUUAUUCUUCAGCUCUAAUGUGAUUAAAAAAGACAACAACCAGU
Molecule: messenger RNA, 3614 nt
Organism: Xiphophorus hellerii (green swordtail)
Lineage: Eukaryota; Metazoa; Chordata; Actinopteri; Cyprinodontiformes; Poeciliidae
Gene: pdcd6ip
Product: programmed cell death 6 interacting protein
Exons: 18
Coding region: 113-2758 (881 amino acids)
Biological process (GO): mitotic cytokinesis
Cellular component (GO): endosome
Molecular function (GO): protein binding
Source: RefSeq, a predicted model, not a curated record